Molecule: messenger RNA, 576 nt
Organism: Zasmidium cellare ATCC 36951
Lineage: Eukaryota; Fungi; Ascomycota; Dothideomycetes; Mycosphaerellales; Mycosphaerellaceae
Product: glycoside hydrolase family 16 protein
Exons: 3
Biological process (GO): carbohydrate metabolic process
Molecular function (GO): hydrolase activity, hydrolyzing O-glycosyl compounds
Source: RefSeq, a predicted model, not a curated record
CCUGCUGUAUAUGAUCACUUGUUCGUGCCAGAGAAUGCUCGCGUACAGGAUGGCUUUCUGGAGCUCGUCGUUCCUGGUGGCCAGACCGAAAAUCCAAUACGAUCUGCCGAGGUCUUCACAUGGUUCAAUGUCCUGUAUGGAAGCGUGCGAACUUAUGCCAUCUUGACUGAGGAGCCGGGCGUCUGUAAUGGAAUGUUCAUGUACUUUGACGAUAAUCAGGAGACUGACAUCGAAUGGAUCAGCGAUCCAGAAUCUUUUGCGAACGUCGAUGCCAAUAAUGGGACCAGGGCUAUGCUCUACACAAACCAGAAUCUCGUCGAAGGUGUAGACGCCACCACCGUGUCUGGUCGCUCCGCCGUAGAUGCCACUUCUGCGGUCCAUGAAUAUCGCCUUGACUGGACCGAAGAUGCUACACGAUUCUAUCUCGAUGGCGUGCUGCAGCAGACCAUCACAGAGAACGUUCCCACUGUGCCGGGACAAUGGCUCUGGAACAACUGGGUUAAUGGAGAUCCCUACUUCACGGCCGGCCCACCUGUGGGAGAUGCAGUCUUCAAGAUCCAGAAAAUUGUAAUGUUC